AGAGAGAGAGAGAGAGAGAUAGAGAGGCAGGCCUUUGCAAUCGGAGAGAGAGAGAGAGAUUUUCUUCGGGAAGCAGACAAGCCGUGGCCGUACCGUUGAUGGAAAAGCCAGAAGUAUUACUUCGAUUUCUACACACGCCUUUACUCUUUGUAACCAUCAAUCACUUUGUGUAAUCUACAGUCUACACACACGCGCAGAGAGAGAGAGUGUGUGUUGAUUGAGUCAACUGUCAACUGAAGAAUUUGAAGCAGCAGCUGUAGACGAUGUCGAUUUCGUCUCAGAAAUUCCUAAACCCCUAAUCAGACGCAUAUGAUUUUCCACCCCUUUUUAAUCACGCUUGCUAUUGCUCUGCUUCACUCAAUACCAAUUCCUGCACUGAUUUUUUGAAAAUUGUAUUCGAUGGAUCACGAGCUGCGACAGAUCAAUCAGAGAGGCGAUCAGCUCGGAUCCGAUGAUAAACCGAAUUCAAGCAAUUCCGAGACUGCGAAUUCCGAUGAAAUUGGCGAUUCAAAUGCGAAAUCGAAAAUUGAAGCGGAGAGCAAAUGCCCUUCCCAUGUAAUCGACGUGAAGUGCGACGGAUUUUUAGGGGAUAAUCAGAGAGUGUGUAGAAUAUGCCAUUUGAAUGCGAAGGAGAGUGAGAAGAAUUCGGUGGAGUUGACUGAGCUUGGAUGUGGAUGCAAAGGGGAGCUCGGUGUUGCUCAUUUGCAUUGCGCCGAGGCUUGGUUUAGAGUCAGAGGAAAUAGAACGUGCGAGAUAUGCGGUGAGACUGCAAAGAACAUUAGCGGUGUGGGGGACAUCCGGUUCAUGGAGGAAUGGAGCGAGUCUCAAAGUAGGGAGACGGAGUCUGGACCAUCAGGCGGGGGCAGAAGGUGCUUGAGCGGGCAGCCGUUGUGCAACUUCUUGAUGGCGUGUUUGGUAAUAGCGUUCGUCCUCCCAUGGUUUUUCCGUGUAAAUAUGUUGUGACGAGACCAGUUUGAACGCGGUUCUUGAUCGUUUUUGACAGUUUUUAAGGUAUAUGCCACCAUUUUCCUACUCUAUUAUACGCUGGCGUGGUUUGCAUAGUCUUCUUCUCGUAGAUUUUUUGUACCUUAUUUUCAACGAACGAGUGUUUUGUGGUGUAAUACAUAGUAUAUCGAUUGUUCAUCAGUUAAAAUGCUACAUAUAAUUUGCACAAA
This is a messenger RNA of Salvia splendens (bonfire salvia), 1175 nucleotides long. Its product is annotated as E3 ubiquitin-protein ligase MARCHF1. The transcript has 2 exons. Gene Ontology annotation, molecular function: zinc ion binding. Bases 400 to 963 code for a protein of 187 amino acids. The record is from RefSeq and is a predicted model, not a curated record. NCBI's taxonomy places the organism in Eukaryota, Viridiplantae, Streptophyta, Magnoliopsida, Lamiales, Lamiaceae.